AUGAUGCAAACAGAUACAUCUCAUCAUGUACAACAUCAACCAACUACUGAUGAUCUUGUUCCAGUAUCAAAUGAUACUUUAUCAUCAGUUAAUAAUAUGAUAUCACCAUUAACAUUUUCUAUGUCUGUUACAAAUCCAAUGGUUAAUACUGUAUAUCCACGGUUAAGACGAGAAUCUAAUUUUGAACUUGGAUGUCGUCGAGCAGGUUAUACAAGUUAUCAAAUACUUGAAUUAGAAAAAGAAUUUCAUUAUACCAAAUAUUUAACACGUUAUCGACGGGUUGAAAUUGCUCAUGCUCUUGAUUUAACUGAACGACAAAUUAAAUGUUGGUUUCAAUGUCGUCGAUUUGAAUGGCAACUUGAAGGAUCUAGAUCACGUAAUGAUCCACAUGUUGAACUCGACGCAAAUACAACAAAUCAUGGUCGAAAUCAUCAUUCAUAUGGUAUAUGA
This is a messenger RNA of Rotaria sordida, 450 nucleotides long. NCBI's taxonomy places the organism in Eukaryota, Metazoa, Rotifera, Eurotatoria, Philodinida, Philodinidae. The record is from the annotation of a GenBank genome assembly.